Messenger RNA from Beta vulgaris subsp. vulgaris (sugar beet), 2288 nucleotides. RefSeq lists its product as hypothetical. Lineage: Eukaryota; Viridiplantae; Streptophyta; Magnoliopsida; Caryophyllales; Amaranthaceae. The coding region runs from base 312 to 2054 and encodes 580 amino acids. The transcript is spliced from 6 exons. The record is from RefSeq and is a predicted model, not a curated record.
AUUACCAUCUUUCUCCAAUAUCCCCCUAAUCUCUUUCGUUUCUCCUUUGAUCACCUCGCGCUUUAAUAUUCCGUCAUUGUCAAUCACAUACUUUCUCUCUCCUCUCAAUUCUUCCUCUCUUCACAAUUCUUCAUAAGACAAAUCUUCGAAAUUUUCACAACUAUUCUAUCGAGAAAUUCAUCUCUUUUCACUUCAAUCCAUAAACCCUACCUCUAGGGUUUUAGCUUCAAUCUGAUUUCUACUCCGGAAUAUUUUGGUUCUUCUUCGCACAUGAGGUUAUACUGAGCUUCGAUUUCGUCAAUUCGGCAGCCAUGGUUGACGCCAUUGAUAAGAAGCUGAAGAAAGUUGCAGUCACUGAAGAAGACGUUUGCACUCUCUUGCAGAGGUAUUCAGCAACAACAGUGUUAGCGGUGCUGAGAGAAAUUGCGCAAUUUCCAAAAGUGAAGAUUGAUUGGCAGUUGUUAGUGAAGAAGACAAAGACGGGGAUUACGAGUCCUAGAGAGUAUCAAAUGUUAUGGCGUCAUUUGGCUUAUCGUCAACCCUUGAUUGAGAAUGUUGGUCCUGAGGAUCAACCUCUGGAUGAUGAUAGUGACUUGGAAUGUGAAUUGGAAGCUUGUCCCCCUGUAAUUAACGAAGCUGCUAUUGAGGCUUCUAACUGUGUAAAGGUGCUUGCUUCUGGAUCAGCCUACGAGUCUAGUUUUCCCAACAGCUCAAGUGUUGAGGGUGGGGUGCUUAAUGUUAAUUCACCAAAGGUUUCUUCAGAAAAUUUGCAAGUUCAUAAACAAUCUCAAGCUGCAGGGAUCUUUGGUGAAGGUUUGGAUGCAAAUGGUGCAACAAAUAAUCGGAAGAGAAGAAAACCAUGGUCAGAAGAAGAGGAUCUAGAACUGAUUACCGCUGUUCAAAAAUUUGGAGAGGGGAGUUGGGCAGCUAUCAUAAAAGGAGAUUUUAAGGGGAAUAGAAAUGCUACUCAGUUGGCUCAGAGGUGGAAUAUUAUUAGGAAGAAACAAGGGACUUCAAAUGUUAGAGGGGCCAAAACAGCUACCGCACAACUCACGGAGGCUCAGCUGGCUACUCGUCAUGCACUUGACAUGGCUUUUAAGGAUAAGUUAUCAACUGGUUGUGGCACUGUUGGCAAUGAAUCAGCUGGUACUGAGACAGCUAAAACAAGUGCCUCUAAAACAGACUUGCCAGUUACUAAUGCUGCUAUCCCACCAUCCCAACCUCAGCCCUCUCCAGUCACCUAUGCGACAUCAUCUGCAAAACCAGCACCAGUGGCUUCCACGCCAAAGCCUCGUCCUCAAAAAAAGGCAGCUCAAACUAGUGUCAGUUCAGAUCCUAUUCAAGCUGCUGCAGUAGCUGCAGGUGCCCGUAUUGCUAGUCCCUCAGAUGCGGCAUCUUUAUUCAAGGCUGUACAAUCAAAUAAUGCAGUGCGUUUUAGAGCAGGCAGUUCUUUGAUCAACACUUCUGCAGCAGGGAGUUCGAGCCCUCUGCCUCCCAAUGUACAUUUUAUUCGUACUGGGUUAGCUUCGUCACCAACUUCUGGGGCUUCCGAAGCCGCACCCUUUGCUGCAGAUCAACAAGCUAAGGGUAGUGCAAUAAGGCCCUCCGUUCCUCCAGCUACAGUCCCUCAGCUUCCAAAGGCAAGAACCACAUCUGUCAUAGCGACGGACCAAACUAAUGCUGACCAGCAGAUAGAAAUUAAGAUAUCUAAGGCAGUAAAUAUUCAAGUCUCAGAUACUAAACCAAUGACUAGAGUCCAAGUAGAUAGUGCUUCUCUUCCCCAACAUUUGCCAAAUGCACUGGUUGAUAAGAGUCGAGCAACACCUCUUGGUGCAGAUGUGAGUCCUGUUAAAGAAAUUGCUGAUGUUGGCAAUUCUGAAGGUGCAACGAACAGAGAUGUAGCUGCAAAUGAAAGUAAAUAUGGAGUUUCUUCAGCUGUGAAGGAAGCGCAUCAGAAUAUAUUAACUGUAAGUGUUGAUAGUGGAGCUGAAAAGACGGAGAUUUCAAGCGAACGAUUUGCUGGCGCUGAAAUAUCUGAACAAGCAAAUUUAUAGUGCCAUGGUCAGGUUAACAUCUUGUAAAUCUCCUCAACUGUUAUAUAAUUCGAUCUAAUGUGUCUCUGUCUAUUAAUUGUAGUCAAAGUUUGUUAGGCAACUGUUCUAUGUAAAUAUGACUGGAUGUGGAGUCGUACAAUUGUGUCCAUAUUUGCUUUAUCAUUCUCUAUGUGUAGCUCCUCCGUUUGAAUUAACAGUUACGUAUGGUUUUUUAAGAAUUCCGAAAUUAUCACA